Molecule: messenger RNA, 4134 nt
Organism: Zasmidium cellare ATCC 36951
Lineage: Eukaryota; Fungi; Ascomycota; Dothideomycetes; Mycosphaerellales; Mycosphaerellaceae
Exons: 4
Coding region: 1-4134 (1377 amino acids)
Source: RefSeq, a predicted model, not a curated record
AUGCAUGCGAACACGGGAGGCCGCCGUUGUGAUGGUAUGCCUGCGGCUACAGUAGCACCGAGCGGCCUGCCCAUGCCUAGUAGCGCGCCAAACAGCACCGACCUCGCUCAGCUCGCAGCCGACGUCUACCACAUAUCGGAGGCUCUCAGUGCCACAGCCCAAGAUGUGCCUAGUCCUUUAUCUGAACUGCUGCAGGAGUUCCGUUCUCUCCAGAGAGCUUUGGAGCAGAAUCACACCUUGACACAAUUCACUGGUCGCCAGCCGCCUCCGCUCGGAGCUGUCCAUGAGAUCCUCAGGCAGAGCUUGGAUUGUGUCGAUAAGCAAAGGGCCGUCUCUUCGCAGUCGAGGCCGCCUCAUGCUCGCAGAGACUCGGGCAGGACGGUCGAGGUCGCGUGGUCAAGAAUCGACCAUGACAGUAUACGCGCUAGGCUGGCUCACACUGUUCUCACGUUGAGAAACCUCAACUUCGUUACUAUCCUCAUCGCAGGCUUCGUUGAUUUCCACACGAGCUCCGAGAGAACACAAUUGCACGCGAGCCUCGCAGACACGACCCGAACCACACCCGACGAUCGCGAACUCGCCGCAUUGCUGGACGGCUUCGCGCGAGUGGGAUACCUGCACCACAGGCUCACUGCCUCAAACCAAAACCGAGCUGGGCACACAGAGCAUACAAGGCAGAUUUUGAAGGUCGAAGAGCAGAACAGAGACUUGUUAAGACGUUUACUGGCGUACACAAAGCUACAGAGCCAUCCACUCGCGAGGCUCUCCAUUGCAAGUCUGAUCUCCAGAUGUUCGAUGGAACAUCAGGGAUCGAUCAUUAGCAUUGGGUCUCUUGCUGCACGACGAGCCACCGAUGUCACAUCAGGUUUUGGAGCUAGCUUCAUACACUGCCCGGUCACCAUCGAGCUUGAAGGUCAUCCAUCGGCCUCUGCACAAGGGUUCCGCCUGGCUGAUGGCAUCCUUCGAUGGCUUGGCGCAGAUGGGCAUGUUGUCUUUGAGCAUCGUCUUCAGGAGCGAAGUAGACGUAUUCCAUGGAGAUACACGACCCUCCAUAAACCGUUGACGGUGUCGUUCACGGCAUAUGAUAGCGUCGGUUCCAAGACCAUCUGCUAUAGACGACAUCACCAAGAUCAUGUCGAUCAAAGUCCGGACUAUGUUUUCGUUCACGAAACGCCUUACGAGCUUUUCCAAACUACUCUGCGUGACAGGGCUUUUCUCAAAGAGUUUGAGGUCAAGUCCAUAAAAACCAAGAACGCUGACAAAACCGAGCAUAGCGUGGUCAAGUUCUGGGGCCCUCGAGAAACAUCGCCUGCCACCGUCACCAUCCCUGUCACCUUUGUUGGGAACCAAGUCAGGCAUCAGGAAAUACCACUGAAAUGGAUGAGUUGCGCGAAGAUUCCGUCUUCAAAAGAGGUCAGGCUGGAUCUGAAGCAGACGAAGAGAAGAGCGUCAUCAGGCGCACAUACUUCCAUGUCUUCCAGCACAGCGCAUGGCAGCAAAAGACCGGGGAUCAUGCAACGGAUGGGGACUGUCAUAUCGAGACAUGGAACCUCGAGCACAAGCACUGAAGUCUCAUUACCUGGGGACUUGGCUCCUCCCAAAUGGGUCGACGCCUUUCCUUACUUCAUGCUUGACUUUGUUGACGAUGCAGCGAGAGAUUCGUUCAUGGACUUCUUCGACAAGCAGCAACGAGGAACCACUCCUGUGCGAGUCCCGUCUAGAACAUCUGUGCCCUCGCUCGAUAUUGGGUCGCCAUGGCUAUCAGAUACCCACUCACCCUUUCCAGGCAGCACUCCAACCACGAUGAAUUCAGGUUCCAUGACCACUGCACCAACGACGGCCAAUUUCAGCUCUUCGCCCACCGGUAUGACAAGCGUGGACGUCGCCAGCGAGAUAUCCUUGGGUCCUGCCUAUGCCGACACUCUAAGACCACAGGAAGCUGACGAUGAGCCGUUGAGCCCCGGUUCGACCGACCCCGGGCCUGUUUUUAGUUGGCAUGAUUUCCUCCGAAGAGGUGGGCCCAAGCCACUAGCACGAAGCUUCGACACAAUCUCAGAUCACUUGGACAGUCCAUAUUACGAGACGCUCCAGAAAAACCGGGAGAAUGUCCGGAUAAUGCGCAUCGAGCCCGGCUCGGGACACGCAGUCUGUUGCAAUCUCGAAGUGCAUAACCUUCAUGAACUUCCCCCGUAUGAAGCCCUUUCGUAUUGCUGGGGCAAGGCAGUCGCAACUGCACAGAUCUCUUCUGGCAAUUUGAAAGGGUUCCCGGUCUCUGAGCAUCUGCUUUAUGCAAUUCGCCGUCUUCGGCACGAAUCUCGGCCGCGAUAUAUCUGGGUUGACGCCAUAUGCAUCAAUCAGGCAGAUGUUCAUGAGAGGAAUCAUCAAAUUCAAAUGAUGCGACGAAUAUACACCUUGGCUGUCCGAACAAUCAUCUGGAUAGGCGAGUUCGAUCCCGGGAAGAAGUCUUGUCCGCGAUCCGAAGGCGAUGACAAGACCCUUUGCACGCUUCCCGAUCACACAACUUCAGUAGAGCACGAUGAUGUUGCUCGCGACCUCCCCAAGAAUGUGCAACAACUCAAGGAGAAAGACCGAAGUGGAUCAACGGAGUUGUGGUUUCGGAGACUCUGGUGCGUGCAAGAGUUCCACUUUUCUCAGGACUUUCCUUCCGUCUACAUUGGAAGACAUGCCGUUCGCUGGGAUCAUUUCUCCAGCAUGUUCAAGCCUCCGAACGAUCCGUUGGCGUUGUUCCGUGGCCUGGGCCAGUUCAAUGCAAGCGAGACAACUGCAAACCACCUACUCUUCGAGCUUUUGUACAUGACUGGCAAGCAUCGCUGCAGCGAUCCACGAGACCGCAUCUUCGCUUUAUUGGGCAUGGCGAGAGAUGCCGCGGCAGGCAUUCAGCCGGAUUAUCGGAAGAGUGUCAUUCGGGUUAUCGAAGAAGCCUGCGUUAGACUCAUCAAUGAGUCUGACAGUGUCGAUGUGUUGUUGGACGAGCGCGUUUCACGAAACAUCUGGGGAGCUGAGCGAUUCCAGAAUGUUGUGCCAUCCUGGAUCCCCGACUUGACUCGCUUACAGACGCGGGAAGCGAUCCGUAGUCCAGACAUGUACAGCGCGGGACCUGGCGUGGCAGAGGUUCAGCUGGUUGAGGACAAGGACUCCUCUGACGACGAGUUCGAUCGUCCACGCAUUCUACGGCUCCGCGCCGUGCUGUUCGACCGCAUUUCGAAGCGGACCACGGAAUCUGACAUUCCCAAGUACGAGCACUCGCCGAAUGAAUGCUUGAUCUACAACAGCUUGAAACAUCGUGGACACAUCAUCCAGAAGAUACUCGAUGUCUUGCAGUAUCGAUUCGAGGAUGUUCCACCGGAGCAUCAGCAUCUUGAGAUUCUUGAUCAAACACCUCGAUUUGGGCGACUCUUCCUCGACUACCUCUUCGAAGGCAAGCGCAGUGUCAAGCAGGAGCUCGAAGAUAGAAACAACGGUCCACAGCGCAACGUGGGAAUGUCUUACGAGCACCAGGAAGCCGAGGAUCUUGCUUACUGUCGGCACGAGCGGUCUUCCGAGGACGAAGACUACGUCAAGAAACGUUGGCGAACCAAACGAUCUCGCAUGAAUGAGAUCUACGUCCCAGAGCAAGUCGAUGAGGCAUACAACAGCGACAACGACUCUUUCCGACAAGACUUCGAGAUGGCAAGAGAUCUCGAGAAUCUCUAUGCCUACGCACGACGUUCGAAACGUUGGUACUACCUGACCGUGGGCAACAUUGAUGCCCCGAUGCGAAAAGACGUCCUGAAAGCUCCCAACAAAGACGAAGUCAUGAUGCUCAAGACACAAUUCUACUCGCAGGCCCGCGACCUGGAGUUCCAUGACUACGCUCCCAAGCACCGAGAAAGGGACUUCUUCAAGACCAGUGCUGGGUUCGUCGGGCUGGGUCCAUCGAGCCUUGAGGUUAAUGAUGAGAUCGUCAUUCCACUUGGAUCUAGCCGACCUUUGAUCUUGCGAAAAUGUCAGGGUGUUCUUGGGUCGUAUUACACGCUUGUUGGAGAUGCUGUUCUGCCUGGCCUAAUGAGUGGCAAGUGGACGAAGGUUGAGCUGGAGAAGAAGAACUCGGCGGAGUGGUAUCGGAUUAAGUGA